AUGCGUCGUGUCAUUGAACAGGUAAAACUUCUCGGUAUAACUGGAAUCAAAAUGGCUUAUGGUAGUAAUGACUUCUUUCACCCUGCAAGUGAUAACUAUAUAGAUUUGGAAAUCCUCCUCUUGCUAUAUGCUGAUGAUUUGGUCACGGUGCGUAACAAUGCCACUGAUCUUGAACUCUUCAUUCAAUGCUUUGAACAAGUGACACAACAAUUCGGGCUCACAAUGAGUGUAAAGAAAACAUGCGUCAUGUCCCUCAAACAACUACAACGAGAUCUUAUAACAAACAAAGUCAUCAAAGAUCAAGAAAUUGGCAACCAAAAUCUGACAAUAACCAUUCGGAACGAAAAAAUUAAAACUGUCAACGAUUUUCGUUACCUCGGAUGUUGUGUAACAAGAGAUCAAUCGAUCGAGAAAGAACUUGAAACAUGUCUUGCAAAAGUCUCAAGAGCAUUCAAUAUGUUACGUCAUGUUAUCUGGUGUAGAAAAACCGUUUCAAUUCAAGCAAAAUUGCGAAUUUUUCGCGCUUGCGUUCUUCCGGGUCUCCUCUAUGGCAGUGAGAUAUGGUCAACAACAGCAGCACAAGAACAACGUCUCAAUACCUUCUAUCUCAAAUGCCUGAGAACUAUAAUUGGAAUCAAUUUGGAUGAUCGUAUGCCAAAUGAACAACUUCUACAACUCACUGGACAACCACAUCUAAGCAAUAUCCUCAGUAGAAAUCGGCUUCGUUGGUUGGGACACGCAAACAGCAUGCAAACAGAAGACAACAUACCAUCCAUGGUCAAAAAAGCCAUGUUUGCAUACUUUCCUCAAACAGCCAAACCACGAAAUGUCGGUAACCGAAAAAAAUGGAAAGACAAACUCAGCGAAGAUGUACAAAAAUCGAAUAUUCGGAAUUGGCGAC
This is a messenger RNA of Rotaria socialis, 901 nucleotides long. Lineage: Eukaryota; Metazoa; Rotifera; Eurotatoria; Philodinida; Philodinidae. The record is from the annotation of a GenBank genome assembly.